GUGAUUGCGAACGCGGGCGUGGCCUCGGUUGCCUCGACCAUCUUCGUGAGGGUAGCCUUGGGGACGCUCCUAGAGCGCUUUGGCCCCGUGAACGUUCAGUGCGGCUUAAUGUCCUUCGGGGCUUUUUGGGUGGCCAUGGCGGCCGCCAUUACGGCUCCAUGGAACUACACGCUGAUACGUUUCUUCAUAGGUUGCGCUGGCGCCACAUUCGUGACCAAUCAGUUCUGGUGCUCGCUGAUGUUUGCGCCCAACGUUGUCGGCACGGCCAACGCCACUGCCGCCGGUUGGGGCAACCUGGGAGGCGGCGUGACCCAGAUUUUUAUGAUGUCAGUACUUUUCAAUCCUAUGGUGGCCUCCGGAAUGGAGCCGAAUGUUGCUUGGCGUGUCUCCAUGGUGGUGCCAGCCGUCAUGUUCGUGGUUUGUGCCAUCUGCAUGAAGCUCAUGAUGCUCGGCUGA
Messenger RNA from Symbiodinium sp. CCMP2456, 456 nucleotides. The record is from the annotation of a GenBank genome assembly. Lineage: Eukaryota; Dinophyceae; Suessiales; Symbiodiniaceae.